Molecule: messenger RNA, 2013 nt
Organism: Caenorhabditis remanei
Lineage: Eukaryota; Metazoa; Nematoda; Chromadorea; Rhabditida; Rhabditidae
Exons: 7
Coding region: 1-2013 (670 amino acids)
Source: RefSeq, a predicted model, not a curated record
AUGGCACUGCCGACGGGUACACAACCAACACUUUCCAGAGAGGAUGAAUCUCAAAUUUGGAAGUUCAUUCACAGAGAAGUUUGUACCAAUGGAAGCUACAAAGAAGUCAAACCAUCUCUUCUCAUGAAAUAUAUUGAAGAAAGUGGCACUGAUUUCGAUGCCGAGCACCUCUUCAAAAUCUAUAACACUAUCAUGGUACACGAUUUAUAUAACGCAAAACUUUCUUCGCUCGAGGUUCUCGAACUAUACAAGUCGCUGAAGAUUACGAUCACUCAAAAUGUUCUAGAUGAAAUGGAGAGACGUUUUGAUGCAUGGCUGAUUCUAAAUGCCGAAAAUCGGCUUUACACCUGGCAUUAUAAUGUCCCCGAUGUCAUGUUUGGGAAUCGAUCAAAUUUGAUAAAACCAGAAGUGAUGGAAAAUGCAGAAAAACCAGUUAAUGAAGAAGAAGAAUAUGGUCUCGAAGACAUGACUCCAAAUCAAUCAAAUAAUGAGUCAGCAACAGAGCAACCUGCAGAUCCACUCGAAAUAGAAAUUUGGAAAUAUAUCGGCGAAAAUUUCGACGAAAUUACUUCGGAAAAGCUGGCAUCUCUGCAGUUUUGGGAAAAGAUGCUAGCUGAAAAGGAAGAUAUGAAGCAGUUUAACAAAUCAGCAUUCCAAUUACUCCGUCUUUUCCAAGGAACACUUUUGGAAACUGGAUUCUGGCGUCAGAAGUUCAAUGUGAAAAGAAAGUUGAAAAUGAUCAAAGAAAUGAGACUGCACUUGGAUUUUCAUAAAUAUAGUUGGUUCUGGAUCAAUGAACAGGUCCAGUUGGAAAGAUCAGAAGAAGGUUAUCUCAUUUCUUGGAAGUUUAUGAACGAUGAGUUGAACGAUGAGAAUGAGCAACUAAUUGAGAAUGAGCAACUAAUUGAGAAUGAGCAAGAAAUUGUGAAUGAGCCAGAAAUUGAGAAUGAGCCUGAAAUUGAAAGACCUAAUAAAGAGGAAAAAGAAGAGAAAGAAUCAAUAAAUAUUACUCCAAAAAUACUGAGAAGAAAGAGUGCACCGGUGAAAUCGAGAGAGUCAAUCUCAGUUAAUUAUACUCGUAAUAAUAGUUCAUUUUCUGUUACAAGAAAUGUGAAAACUGAAGUGGAAAAAACGAGAAAUCCGUUCACUAAAAAAGAAGACUGGAAUGCCUGGAAAUACGUUUUGAAGCGUAUUCUCGAGGUGGAAGCCGACGAUAAGACCCUAAAAAAAGAAGAAGUGAAACCGAAAGGGUUAACGUUUUGGCUGGAUUAUAUUUCGUAUUCAAAUUCCGAUCGAACUGCUGAUAAUUGGUGUUCACACUUCCGUAAAAUAAUGUGCAGAGAACUUCAUUACACAAAGUUCAGCAGAGCCAACAUUCUCAAGUUAUAUGCUCACCUGAAUCUCAAAGUGGGCAAAGAAUUGGAAAAGUUUCUGGAAAAGAAGUUCAAAGCCAUUAUUAUACUUGAUUCGAAUACAUUCGUCGAGUCAUGGGUCUUCAGAGAUAAAUAUCCGGGACCUAAUGAUCACGAAGACGAAGAUAUAGAAUCAGAAGACGACGAGGAAGUCAAGAAUGAGAGCGAUGUCGACAAGAGUGAUGAUGAAGACGACGUCGGCCAGGACGCUUCCACUUCAGAUAAGCGUUCAGCCAAAAACGACCGUCGUAAGAGCACUAAUCAAAGACGCUCACGUAUUGAAAUCGAUUCUGAUAUGGAUUCUGAUGCAGACAGUGUUAUGGAGUCAUUGAGGAGCCAGAAAAGGAGACGUUAUGAGAAAGAAUCCUCGGAAGAAGAUGAAAGUGAUAUAGAGAAUAGAUCGAGAAGAAACAGCAAAAAGGAAUCUCGUCCAGCUGUUGAAACUUCAAGUAGCUCAGAUGAGGAUGCACCAGCUAAACGAACUCUUCGUCCUAAGAAAAAAUCUGGGGGGAAAAAUAAGAACCCCAUCUCGUCUUCUGGUCGCGGUCGCCCCCGCAAAGAUGGUCCAGCAAGUAGAACUCGUGGAAAAACCCAGAAUUAG